Messenger RNA from Hydra vulgaris (swiftwater hydra), 1808 nucleotides. RefSeq lists its product as uncharacterized. Lineage: Eukaryota; Metazoa; Cnidaria; Hydrozoa; Anthoathecata; Hydridae. The record is from RefSeq and is a predicted model, not a curated record.
UGCUGAUGGAAACCAACACUUUUUAUGAUGCAAUGUAACGGCAAUUAUCUUGAGUAAACUAAAACAAAAAAAACUUUUAUGAUUCUAUUCGAAAACUCAAUACGCCUCAUUGGAAAAAAAACUUAUUAUUUAUUAUGACCAAGAUGCCGCGCGGGAACGAGAAAAAAUACCUUCAAUUCCUUGAGUUAUAUAAAAAAGCAUAUUCAACACUUGAAAAACAAAAGCAGUAUCAGCAAGCACAAGAGUUGUGGAAAAUAGUAAAAAACAAUGAAUCCUUGUAUGAAAAAAAAAUAAAUGAGUUAAAAGAGAAAGUAACAAAGUCGAAAGUAUCACUUAUGUCAUUCUGGGGAAAUACCAUUUCACCACCUAGCAAAAAGAAAAAAGAUAUCCAUCCAGCGCCGUCUUCGUCAAAUGAAACACGAAGUUUCCUAAAUGCAACGACGACAGAGCCUGCAAGGAUUGAAAUUAAUUUAACAGACAACAAAAAAGAAAGAGAAAAUCCGGCACAAGUUAGGAGUCGAAAGAAAAUCUCAGAUCUUGAAUCACAACGUGCAUCCUUGAUAGUCGUACGUGAUUCUGGUUUAUCUACCGUAACAAAGGAACAAAUAAACACUGUGAAAGAAACGAAGAAACAAAGAAAACGAAGACAAAAACUUAAAGAGAGCAUCGAAACUGUGUGUCAGAACAUCCCUGAAGCAUCAAGUGCUUUGAAACAGUUUAGUCGAAACCAUACUGGACGACCGCGUCUCGAAGUUGACCAACCAGAGCUUUUAUCAACAAUUAUAAAAAUUGUGCAAAAUUUAUCAGCAGCUGACGAACGUCGAAGAACAGAAUGUCUCCGUAGCGUCUCCACUUUAGAUGACCUUCAGGAAAAGUUGACAAAGAUAGGCUUUACCUUGAGUAGGAGUGGUUUGUACCUUCGUCUUUUACCACGACGUGGAAACACUUCUGAAGGAAAAAAACAUGUCAGCACAGUUCCAGUAAAGCUGUUACGUCCAGAAAACUCAAUGCGAAAAAAAAAUGACGAUAGAAUGUUUGCCAAAUCAUUCAUUGACGACAUGUUCGAAGUUUGCAAAUUGUUUGGACCAAAAGCUGUGCUUUUCAUUUCCAACGAUGAUAAAGCCAGGGUCCCAUUGGGUAUUGCUGCAGCAAGCCUUCAAGCGCCGUUGCUGAUGCAUAUGGAAUACAAGGUCAAACUCAUGGAUCACGAUUUUGUCGUUAGCUCACAGCACAAAUUGAUCCCAUCAGUGUAUGGCGUAUGCGAAGUUAACAAUACUGGAAAUGUAUCAUACAGUGGGGACACUUUCAUACGCAUAAGAAGUGCGAAACACGAUACAUCAAAUGCUUUUACACAUGCUUUUGAUGUUAGAGAGCUUUUUAAAACCGAGUUGGUUAAACGUAGACCAAUGUUAAUGGAGACUGAUGGAGCUCAGGAUGAAGCACCACGUUUCCCUAAAACCUUAGCAACUGCUGUUGACCUCUUUCGCUUGCUUAAUUUAGAUGCCCUUCUUCAUGGUGUGAAUGCAGCUGGCCUUUCAGCCUUUAAACCCGUAGAACGAAGAAUGGCGCCUCUUUCUCGUGAUUUGGCUGGAAUAGUCCUUCCUCAUGAUUUUUUUGGCAAUCACCUUGAUUCUUCUGGAAAAACAAUCGACUAUGAAUUGGAGGUAGAGAACUUUCAAAAAGCGGCUGACGUUUUAUCCCAAGUUUGGGAGAAAACCGUCAUUGACGGGUAUCCUGUUCAUUGCCAGGCUGUACCAGUUGGAAAAGCAUAUGAACCACCAAUUCCAGAUCCUGUUUGGGUAGACUAA